UAUUUUACCCUUUCUUUUUCACAUCUAUUUGUUUUGUUGUCUGCAAUUUUAUUCAAAGAAGAAGACUAUAAUAAACGUAGUCAAAGGAACAAUAAUAAAAUGAUAGCAAGCUUAAUAGGGACAAAGGACCCUACUAUUCAAUGUGACAUCUUAUUUUAUCCACAAUAUCAAAAUGACCAUGGACAGGUUGUCUGCUAUCCUGGUUCAGUCUUUGAAGGCGUAGUUAAGAUUAAACUACAAAACUCUAUGCCUAUCCAUCAUAUAAAACUCGUAUUCAAAGCAGCUGAGAGAGUAAACUACGAUGCUAUGGGUUGGGAAAAAUUAACAAAGACAAACGACCGUUUAUUUGCUGUACGCACCAUCCUCUGGGGAUUACCUUCAAAUGUAAAUGUACCAGUAGAUGCCUGUCCAAUUUUGGAAGCUGGUGAACACCAUUUCCCCUUUGUCUGUCAGAUGCCCGUCAUCAAUUUCCCACCUACCUUUCAGCAUCAUCUUAUCGCCACCACGUUCGGUAUGAUCGUGUCAAUUGAGCGGCCGAAUAGCAAACCGAUCCUUUCUAAGCCUGUACCUUUACAAUUUCAACCGAUUAUUGAAACGAUGCCAGUAAAGAAUUUGAAUGGAUUCAAAGAACAAACGAAACUCACACAACAAUUGUCAGCUCAGGUGCUGAUUCCAAGACUGGCCUAUAGUAUUCACGAAGAUCACUUAUCAGUACCACUGACUGUUCAGUUCCUAUCACAGGACGAAACCAAUCUGACCGGCGUGUCACAGUUACGAGCUUAUAUCAAAUGUUACUAUCAAAUUAGUUACAAAACCUUUUCAAGAAGUGAAGUGACCACCGUUGCAGACUACCUACAAUCCAAGCUGCCUUCUAAUUCACUUUCUAUUCAGUUAAGAAUACCAGACAAGGAUAAACUGACGCCUACCUUGACUUACUCAAGACAUCUAACAGUUGAAUAUAAACUUGUUAUCACUGUCAAGGUGCGACAUGGUCCAUUGAAUAUAAAAAAGAAGCUGUUUGAGGCACCCAUCAUAUUUGGUACUUUACCACCUGGAACAAGAGCACCAAGACAACUGGAAGCUUAUUCUCAAAUAGUGGACAACACAUCUGCUCUACAUUCUAAACCCACUUUCUUACGACCUGAGCCUGUAAACGAAGAGGAAUUUUUGCCAGCAUAUGAUAGUGAAGAAAUCCCACCUGCAUAUCGUUCUAAUAUACCAAGCACUAUCAACUUGCCAACCACAAGUAUUCAUGGUUAAUCUUGUAAAUAAUCAUACAUUAUUUAUUCUCUUACCACUUCAUCUUUACCAUCCUUCCUCUUCUUUAUUUCCCCCCUUUAUUUGUGUUUUAAUAUUAAAUAUAUCCUUAUUGAUGUGUACAAGAAACAAAAUUGUCACAUGAGCAAAGAUAACAUAUUUAGACGUGGUGUCCUCAGUGAAAGGCAAACACUUGUCAUCCAUCUUUCUUUGUUAAACUUGCACCAAUAAGCUCAGCUACCCAGCAUUUAUCAUUUUAACACACAGUUACACCAAAUCGUCAUUUUCAAUCCUUUAUCCAUCACUAGACUGACCCCACUUGCACAUCAAUACACUAGAAACCUGUUCCAUGCCUGCAAUUUCUUCAAAAAUGAUAAAUCAGAUCAUCAUUUGUUGUUUAAAACAUAAAUAAUGCAUAUUGUAGCAUUACUACAAGUGGUAACAAUAGUAACAGUAGUCCAGGUAACUGUGGCUGUAAGUAC
Rhizopus microsporus ATCC 52813 is the source of this 1739-nucleotide messenger RNA. RefSeq lists its product as uncharacterized. Bases 100 to 1260 code for a protein of 386 amino acids. The record is from RefSeq and is a predicted model, not a curated record. Gene Ontology annotation, cellular component: cytoplasm. Gene Ontology annotation, biological process: protein transport. The transcript has 2 exons. Lineage: Eukaryota; Fungi; Mucoromycota; Mucoromycetes; Mucorales; Rhizopodaceae.